Selaginella moellendorffii is the source of this 2364-nucleotide messenger RNA. Its product is annotated as heat shock protein 81-1. Bases 1 to 2163 code for a protein of 720 amino acids. The transcript is spliced from 5 exons. Lineage: Eukaryota; Viridiplantae; Streptophyta; Lycopodiopsida; Selaginellales; Selaginellaceae. Gene Ontology annotation, molecular function: ATP binding; ATP-dependent protein folding chaperone; ATP hydrolysis activity. Gene Ontology annotation, biological process: protein stabilization; protein folding; cellular response to heat. Gene Ontology annotation, cellular component: protein-containing complex; plasma membrane; cytosol. The record is from RefSeq and is a predicted model, not a curated record.
AUGGUCGAAGAAGAUAUUUCAAAGAUUGCUUUUCGUACACUGUUUGGGUUAUACAAGUUCUUAGCGAUAUCGUUUGGUUUGAACAAUGUUUCAACAAUUUUCGAUCGGAUGAUGGACAAGGGUUCUUGCGGGAUUUUGGAGCGCAGUGACGUGAUGGAGUCGGAGAAAUUCGCCUUCCAGGCAGAGAUCAAUCAGCUGCUCAGCCUCAUCGUCAACACAUUCUACAGCAACAAGGAGAUUUUCUUGCGGGAGGUGAUCAGCAAUGCCUCGGACGCGCUGGAUAAGAUUCGCUACCAAUCGCUCAUCGAUAAGAACAAGCUCAAGGACGAGCCGGAACUUUUCAUUCACAUUGUUCCGGACAAGGCAAACAAAACCCUGUCGAUCGUCGACAGUGGGAUUGGAUUGACAAAAUACGAGCUUGUCCACAAUCUGGGAACGAUUGCAAAAUCCGGGACAAGAGACUUUGCUGCUGCUUUGGCUGCCGGAGCAGCGGACAUAUCGCUCAUCGGACAGUUUGGUGUUGGAUUUUACUCGGCUUUCCUGGUUGCCAACAGCGUCACUGUGGUAAGCAAGCACACUGACGACCAGCAGUAUGUCUGGCAAUCCGAAGCGGGAGGUUCUUUUACCGUGUCAAAGGACACUUCGAAAGAGAAACUUAGCCGUGGCACCAAAGUUAUUUUGCAUCUCAAAGACGACCAGCUGGAAUAUCUCGAAGAGAGGAGGCUGAGUGAUCUUAUCAAGAAACACUCAGAAUUCAUCAACUAUCCGAUUUCUCUAUGGACUUCGAAGGCCUCUGGAACUUCAGGUUCCCAGAAAGGGAAGGGGAAGGAGGACACUCACGAGUGGAAAAUCGUGAAUAAUCAGAGGCCGAUUUGGAUGAGAAAUCCCGCGGAGAUUACUCACCAGGAGUACGCUAGCUUCUACAAGAUCCUCACAAACGACUGGGAGGAUCACUUGGCUGUCAAACACUUCUCAGUGGAGGGGCAGCUACAGUUCAAGGCAGUGCUCUACAUUCCGAAGCGAGCACCUUUCGACGUUUUCAAUCCGAAGAAGAGACUGAACAAUAUCAAGCUUUACGUUCGAAGAGUGUUCAUUAUGGACGAUUGCGAGGAGCUGAUCCCAGAGUACCUUGGAUUUGUCCGAGGCAUUGUCGAUUCGGAGGACUUGCCACUGAACAUCUCCCGGGAAAUGCUACAGCAGAACAAGAUUCUUAAAGUGGUCAAGAAGAACCUGACAAGGAAGUGCUUGGAGCUCUUUGCAGAGCUUGCCGAGAACAAGGAGCAGUACCGCAAGUUCUACGACGUCUACUCCAAACAUAUCAAGCUUGCUAUCCACGAGGACUUUCAGAACCGAGCGAAGCUGGCCGAGCUCCUGCGAUAUUACUCGACCAAGAGCGGGGACGAGUUGACCAGCUUGAGAGACUACGUGACUCGAAUGAGGCCCGGGCAGAAGGAGAUAUAUUACAUCACGGGAGAGAGCAAGACCGCCGUGCAAAACUCUCCGUUCCUGGAGAAGCUGAAGAAGAAGGGGCACGAGAUCAUCUUCAUGGUUGAUGCUAUAGACGAGUACGCCGUUAACCAACUUAAGGAAUACGACGGCAAAAGGCUGGUCUCUAUCACCAAGGAGGGCCUCAUGAUGGAAGAGACUGAGGAGGACAAGAAAGCCAAGGAGCAAAAGAAAGCACAGUACGAGCGCCUAUGUAAAGUUAUGAAGAACAUACUUGGAGAAGAGGUGGAGAGAGUAGUCGUCUCCGACCGCAUCGUGAGCUCUCCAUGUUGCCUUGUGACGGGCGAAUACGGGUGGACAGCAAACAUGGAACGUAUCAUGAAGGCGCAAGCCUUACGAGAUGCGAGCAUGUCCAACUACAUGACCAGCAAGAAGACGCUGGAAAUCAAUACCGACAACUCGAUCAUGAACGCGCUGAGGAUCAGAGCAGACAGAAACGAGAAGGAUACUGCAGUGAGGGACGUGGUGCUACUGCUUUUUGAGACGACGCUCUUGACAUCUGGAUUCAGCCUUGAAGAUCCAACUGCAUUUGGAGCCAGAAUCAGUCGCAUGCUAAAGCUGGGACUCAACCUUCACGAUGCGACGACAGUUCCUGAGAAGCGUGCCGAGCAUGCUCCUAGUGGAAGCAGCAGCCACAAAAUGGAGGAGGUCGACUAAGAAAAAUUACGGGUCAGUGUCUGCAGGACAAAGAAUAAGCUACACUGUUAUUACGUGGUUACUACAUCGACUUGAGUCACUCCAAGUCUGGUUCGCUUGAACGGGUGCGGUUCUAUCUCCGACUACUGGUGCUUAUUCUUCGUUCUCUUUAUGGUCGUCUCCAGGAACUUGUCCUCCCUGUAAGCGAAGUACAUCGACAGA